Kwoniella mangroviensis CBS 8507 is the source of this 849-nucleotide messenger RNA. RefSeq lists its product as uncharacterized. Bases 1 to 849 code for a protein of 282 amino acids. Gene Ontology annotation, molecular function: oxidoreductase activity. Gene Ontology annotation, cellular component: cytoplasm. NCBI's taxonomy places the organism in Eukaryota, Fungi, Basidiomycota, Tremellomycetes, Tremellales, Cryptococcaceae. The record is from RefSeq and is a predicted model, not a curated record. The transcript has 5 exons.
AUGAAUCAGAUCUCCCGAGUCAAAGGGGCGAAAGCCGUUUACGCAUGGAACGCAUCUACCUUACACCCAUGGAAACUAGUUGCAUUUGUCAUUAAGCGAUGCUUGAAGCUAGGCCUCAACCUUCAGACCAUGACACCUGUCACUACCGUCUCCGGAUCAAGAAACAAUUGGACUGUACAUACCUCUCGGGGCAAGAUAAGCACAUCUACGGUCAUACAUACUACAAAUGCAUAUUCAGCAGCUUUGUUGCCAGAGACUAAGAAAUCGAUGACCCCUAUACCACACAUGUGCAACCUCGUCUACCCGCCCAGUACUCAUUCGGGCUCGAAGGCGUUAAGUAACUCAUGUUCAGUGAUAUACAAAGAAGGUCUAUACUCUGUGAAUCCACGAUCGACCUCUGAUGGGGCUAUACUAUUCGGAGGUGUACAGCCGAACCAAUAUUGUCUGGAGGAAUAUGUAGAAGCUAAAGAAAGCAGGAAAUACGAUGAUAGCCUGAAGGAUUUCCAACCUAUAACGGACUGCGUAAAGGAAUUGGGUAAGAGUGGAUUCUUAUGGGAUGAAUACAAAACACCGAAGACAGGCUUUGGUGUGCGUCAUGAUCGUUCUUGGAGCGGUAUCAUUGGCCUGAGUGCCGACGGGGUACCAUAUGUUGGGGCUGUACCAGGGAAAUCAGGUCAAUGGAUGAGUUGUGGUCAUAAUGGACACGGUAUGGCCCGUACAUUCACAUGCUCCCGAGGUUUGGCACAGCUGGUGCAAGGGUCUGAAUGGAAGGACACUGGUUUACCAGAAUGCUAUCAGGUCACUGAAGAGAGAUUGCGAGGAGAAAAAUAUAGACAACAUAAUUUAUAA